AUGUCUCAACAAUUAGAAUUACCAUGUUUACCUGAGUGUAUUAAUCUUGUUAUCGGUGUUACCGGAAGUGUGGCCGCAAUUAAAAUUCCAAUUCUGUUAGAGGCGAUAAAAGACUUACCAUUGAAUAUUAUCAUUGUUGGAACUCAACAUUCAUUUCAUUUCUUCAAUAUUUCCGAGUUGAAAGUUAAACAUGAAAAGGUGAAAAUAUUUACCGAUGAAUCUGAAUGGACUUCAUGGAGACAAAUGACCGAUCCUGUUUUACACAUUGAACUAAGAAAAUGGGCUGACAUUUUGUUAAUCGCUCCUCUUGAUGCUAACACUUUAGCUAAAAUAUCAUCCGGUAUUUGUGACAAUUUACUUACCUGUGUGGUCCGAGCAUGGGACUUGAAGAAACCUUUUCUAUUCUGUCCCUCCAUGAACACUCAUAUGUGGGAACAUCCAGUUACCUCUGAGGCCAUUGAUAAAUUACUUUCCUGGGGAUUCACAUUGAUUCCCGUUGUCGCCAAGAAAUUGGCCUGUGGGGACAUUGGACCUGGAGGAAUGGCAGAAGUAGAUACAAUCGUGAUGGAGAUUAAAUCAAGAAUGGAACUAAUAAAAAAAAUCUAAGCCUUAAUUCAUUUUUCAGCCAUUGAUCAA
Panonychus citri (citrus red mite) is the source of this 636-nucleotide messenger RNA. It is a transcript of the gene Ppcdc, whose product is annotated as phosphopantothenoylcysteine decarboxylase-like. The record is from RefSeq and is a predicted model, not a curated record. Gene Ontology annotation, molecular function: FMN binding; phosphopantothenoylcysteine decarboxylase activity. Gene Ontology annotation, cellular component: phosphopantothenoylcysteine decarboxylase complex. NCBI's taxonomy places the organism in Eukaryota, Metazoa, Arthropoda, Arachnida, Trombidiformes, Tetranychidae. Gene Ontology annotation, biological process: coenzyme A biosynthetic process. The coding region runs from base 1 to 606 and encodes 201 amino acids. The transcript has a single exon.